CAACUCACGAAGAAGAACCGGAUAAAAACAAAUAUUUCACUUUGAACAUUUUGUCAAAUACACGCGCGAAACGUGACUUAAUUUACCCUUUAAUUCAUCGUUUCAUUAGAAGCACAUGUGUUUAAAUAUUGACCGUAACAUCUGUGGAUUCUGUGCAGUAUUUUAGAAGAUAUUUGACUUUAUAGCAGGCUAAUAGCAGUUAGCUCAAGAUCAAACUUUAACAUUGCGCUGCAGAAAAUGGACCUAGCAGCGAUAUCUUCUGCAAAAGCUGUCCCUCUGCCCUUGGCCUCUCUGCGUCUCCUGGCCCCUCCUCUCCAGCUCCUGUCAGCGUCGAUGUGGCAGAUCGUCAAGAAAAAGGAGGUGAUGAGUUUCUGGCAGGUGUCUGAGUUUGUGUCGUUUGUGAUGGAGAUGGUCCCAGAGCUGCUCCUCUUCAAACACUGGACUCAACUCACUUUUGGGCUCAGAGCUCAGUUCAUUCUUGAGUUGUGCCGAAAAGGAGACGACCAAGACGUGACGCUGUCACAUCUGACAAAGAUUAAACCACCACUGUCAACUCAACACAGAGAAAUGUCAGAGGAGGAAAAAGCUGCUGUGGACUUCGCAGAGUUGAUUCAUUCUCUUCUUAAGGACGAUCAAGAAAGACAAAUCUUUUUUCAAGAGUGGAGUGAGGAGUCUGGAGCCGUGUUUGACACUGAUCUACAGAUGUUGUUCUGGGAGUUUCUUUGUCGACUGAAUCAGCUGCUGCCUCCACCAGAGCUCGAGCAGACCGUCUCAUGGCUUGGACAAAACUCUGUUUUUGAAGAUUUUCUCCAGUGUUUGUCUGAUUCGACUCACAUCAAGAAUCUGCUCCAUCAUCAUAAACAACUGGGACAUUUGGAGCAACACGUUCCUCCUUCCAGUAUGGGCGACCACAUCUUUUCUCGUCUUUCAGCUGCAUCCUCAAAAAGAACAGCAAAACACGAGGAAAAAUCCAGCACUGAAGUCGAAUCAAGUCAAAUUCACGUCCAAAACGAAAACCUACACCCCAUAUCAUUUGUUGACAACGUUGCCAUGGAGAUUGUCACUGUAACUGAAUAUGCAGAGGUCGAAUUGUCCACUAAUUCUGAUAUAGAAGUGAUUAUAGAAGACACAACUCAAAACGGUACGAGCACAAUGGGAGAAGAAGUGAUUACAAAUGUGCUGCCUGAUGAUGUUAACAAAAACGCUGAAGAAAAUGAAGCUGUUGAAGAGACAAAAGAGUCCACUAUUUUGGAGAAUUUGCAAGUAUCGCAACCUAAAACGGUUUCAGGACCUCACAGCUGCCCGGACUGUAAUAAGAAAUUCAAAUUUGCUUCGUUUUUGGUUGCGCACAGAGUUAUUCAUACGGGUGAACGGCCACACAAAUGUACCGAGUGCGGCCGCUGCUUUUCCUUCAGACAAUCUUUAGAAAGACACAGACACACGCACAAAACUGGAAAAAGCUACGAAUGUACAAUAUGCUCUGAAAAAUUUCCUUCACUAACAGCCAGAAAUGCACACAAGCAAAUUCAUAUAAAAGAUGGGGAGUACAAUUGUCAACGGUGUGAUAAAAAGUUUACCCAAGAACUCGCUUUGGAGCAACAUUUGAAAACGGAUUGUAAAGCUAACAGCGAGAGAGUAGACAGUGUUCAAGAAGUGCUUACAGACGCUGAAGAAUCUGAACCAUCUGAAGAGCAAAAGAAAUCUGAAAAGGUUGAAUCUGUGAUAGACCCACAGCUUAUGAAUGAAGUGAUUUCCCUGGUGAAAGUGAGAACAAGUGGAAGAAAACGCAAACCCACGAUGAAGGUGCAGAUGAGCGAUUCACAAAAGAGGAAUAAAAGAGUGAAGGAAAGGGAGAAAGACGGAGGGAUGAAGCCCGCACAGCCACUGAAAAGUUCUGAGCAUUCAUAUGGAGCAACUACAGCCACAUCGAAAGAGGAGGAAGGUGCUGUGACAGACGGCACUGUGUUCUCAUGCCCCCAGUGUGACUACACAGAUCCAGAACAAGACCAAGUUCAACAACACAUUAACUCAUCCCACUGUACCCAACCCGACUCGGAGAAAAACUACCCAAGAAGCAGUGGCAAAAAAUACUGACGGACGAUACAGCUGCUCUUACUGCCCCAAAACAUUCAAACUCCUCUCUCUCCUCACUUCCCAUCAGCGCAUCCACACCAGCGAGAAACCUUAUCUUUGUACCCAGUGUGAUUGCCGUUUCACUUUCAAACAAUCGCUAGAAAGACACAAAUUACUGCACAAGACUGACUCGGAGUUUAAAUGCACGAUUUGCGAGGAACUUUUUAAAUCUUUAGCGGAAUAUAAGGAGCACACAA
Molecule: messenger RNA, 2330 nt
Organism: Boleophthalmus pectinirostris (great blue-spotted mudskipper)
Lineage: Eukaryota; Metazoa; Chordata; Actinopteri; Gobiiformes; Gobiidae
Product: putative zinc finger protein 286B
Exons: 9
Coding region: 238-2094 (618 amino acids)
Biological process (GO): regulation of telomere maintenance via telomere lengthening; telomere capping
Cellular component (GO): shelterin complex
Molecular function (GO): telomeric repeat DNA binding
Source: RefSeq, a predicted model, not a curated record